AUGGCUGAGCAUACAGCAGCUCCGCCUACGCUUGAAGAGCUCAGAGCUGCCGCGAGAUCACGCGAGACGAGCUUGGAACCAGACAAGCCAGCAUCAGCAAAAGCAGCACAGCUAUCGCCAAAGCUCGCCUCUCGCUUAGCCAGGGGACCUGUGCUCGUCACUGCGGACCUGGUAGCUCAUGAUAAUCGUUCAGCUCGACCGUAUCUCUCUCGUGCGACCAUGCUGCUCAUCGUGCUUGCGCUGCUGUUCGCCAGCUUGCUCGGUCAUUCUCAUAGAUUGGCCAUGAACGAAGUCGCCCGGGUCAAUGCGGGCUGCGAGAUGGCUUACAUGAGUCCUUCAUAUAUCAAGCUAGCAGCCUUUGGUACGGAGUACAGCAGGCUAGCAGGCAAAUAUUCGACCUAUCUCUAUCGCGAGGUGGGUUGGGAUCUCGAGCCCCACCCAGCCGGCAUUCCUGUGCUUUUCGCGCCCGGGAAUGCAGGCUCCUUCAGGCAAAUCAGAUCACUUGCUGCUGCAGCUGCGCGCCAGUUCUAUGACAGUCCGGGCGUACCGAACUCCGCGCUAUUGAAAGCGGGUGCUCGCCAUCUAGACUUCUUCGCGGUUGACUUCAACGAAGACUUCUCUGCCUUUCACGGGACGACGCUGCUCGAAGAAGCGGAAUAUCUGAAUGACGCAGUACGAUAUAUUCUCUCGCUCUACACGCAAGAGCCAUCGCUACGUCCCGACCUGCAGCCUGAUCCGACCGCCGUCGUCAUGAUCGGACACAGUAUGGGCGGUAUCGCAGCACGAAAGAUGCUGCUCAUGCCAAAUUACCAACCCGGCAGUGUCCUCACCAUCGUAACUCUCAGCACGCCGCAUGUAGUCCCUCCAGCAGCAUUCGACGCCGUGACAGAGUCUGUCUACAGUACCAUCAACACAUACUGGCAGCAAGCCUUCUCGCGCGCAGAUCAGAGCCGGAACAGCCUGCGAGACGUAGCUCUCAUCUCGCUGUCCGGCGGUACGUCAGAUACGACCAUAGCAUCCGAUUCGGUCUCUGUCGCUGCUCUCACACCGCCUACACAUGGCAUGACGAUCUUUACGACCUCUCUGCCAGAUCUCUUUUCUCCUGUCGACCAUCAGGCAAUGAUGUGGUGCAAUCAGAUCAGAAAUCGUCUGGCGUGGGCGUUGUUACGCAUGACGAAUGUGCACUCGGCCAGUCAGACCGUCGCGCUGCCUGAACGCAUGCGCAUCUUUCACGAAGAGCUGCUGAUAGGACUGGAGGACGAAGAGGUCGGUCUUACACCGCUGCCUUUCAGCGGCACAUUCCGUCUCGAUCUAUCAACACAACAGCACGCAUUUCUGUCUCUGGGUUCGCGGCUUGUGCGAACUUGGUUGGCGUCGUCGGCGAGCGAGAGCGCUAUCGAUCUCAUGCCAAUACCUCAGGCGCCAUCUUAUGACGAUCAACUCUACUUCGUUUUCCUCACUGAUCUAGCAUAUGCGAAGGAUCAGUCGACGAUCUCGCUCUGUCGCGCCGGUGCCGACUCGCAGGACCACGUCGUCUGCAGUGAGCUGCCGCUGUCAUACGUCAAGCGGUUACCAUCGACAUUGCCCGAGCACGAUAGCAAGUAUGCAAGUCUCUCCUUUGUUGAGCUUCCGCUGUCGGACUUGCGCGAAUACGCCCACAUUGCUAUCAGAUCGGCGUCGCGAACUAUAUCAAGCUUCGUCCUCGCAGAAUUCAUCGAUCGUGACGCGACCCGUCUCGUGCGUCACACCACUAUGUCAUCAUUGCUGUUCGGCGGUCUUCAUGUUGCAAAUGUGGUUGAGCAAGCUUCCCUCUUGACGCAUCUACAUCUGCCCGCGAUGGAUAGCUCGCUACUGCAAUAUCAGCUCGAGUAUUUCGAUCCCUGCAAAGAGUCGAGCAUUUUCAGCCCAUUGCUACGUGUCUUUUCCAAUGUCAAUUUCGAGUCUGUCUGGCUGCCCAACGCAGGCAAGAGUAUCGUCUAUCUGCAUGGUACCGCGCCCUACGUACGAGGUCCAACAUCGCCAUAUACCCGGCGUGGUCUCUCGCUCAUGCUCUGGCGCGAUCCUACAUGCGAAGCGCCGGCGGCUGUCUUUAUUCGACUGGAUCUGCUCGGUAGCCUGGCCAAGCUCAUCGUCCGCUAUCGUAUGGUGCUUGCAGCCUGGCCACUCGCGAUCACCCUCUUGACUUUCAGAAGACAGACGACGGGAUACGAUGGCGGCGAAUGCUUCCGCACUUUCAGUUCUGCAUUCAAUCAAGUCGUCGCGCGAGACUUUAUCUGGCUUCUGCUCGGCGCGACGUCGUUUGCGUUUGUGCAGUGUCUUGCAGUGGUCCCCGUCUCGCUCCCCAACCUACGUCCUCCUGCAAAUUAUCGCGAUCCUGCUCCUCAUCUAGGCGACAUGCUUGUCGGAAAUCACGACCUGCUCUUCGUACCUCUUUCCGCCCUCAUCUUAGUCCUGAGUGGCGCGGUCGCAAUGAUAUCGCAUUUGCUCUUACAAAGCAUCGUCAGCAUUGCAACGACAGUCUACACAUGGCUGGAACAUGCUGCGCCAAGCCGAUUACAGCCAUACCUUCGUAUCCAAGAAAGAAACGAGAACCCGACGAUACAGCGCAUCGUGUCUUUGGCUGCUCUGCUGCUCCUUGUGCUGCUCUUCGCGCCCUACCAAUUUGCCUAUCUCGUUCUUACGCUCGUGCAUCUCUUCUCGACCGUACGCGCCUACAUUCUCCUUCAGGAUCCUUCGAGCGCAACCGCCUUAGUCUGGCGAAGGCGAUGGGACCGAUAUCACUACUACAUGGUCGUAUUGCUCAUCAUGCUUUGGCUGUUGCCAAUGAACGCGGCCAUCCUGAUCGUUUGGGUCAGGAAUCUAUCCGCUGGCUGGAUCGCGCCAUUCUCCUCAGAUCACAACGUGCUUUCAGUUGCCGGAUUCCUACUCUGGGUUGAAGGCGUCCACACAGGUCGCAUGCUACCUCGUAGCCAAAAAUUGUGGAGACGCAAUAUUACCUCAUUCGCAGCUCUCGCAAUCGCAAUCAUCGCAAUCCUGUACGGCAUCCGAUACACGUAUCUCAUUCCAGCAGCAGUCAAUAUCUACUUCUUCUGGCUCGCGUUCCUUCAUGCCAAAGGAUUCAAUACAGGUUGA
Mixia osmundae IAM 14324 is the source of this 3132-nucleotide messenger RNA. RefSeq lists its product as uncharacterized. NCBI's taxonomy places the organism in Eukaryota, Fungi, Basidiomycota, Mixiomycetes, Mixiales, Mixiaceae. The transcript has 4 exons. The record is from RefSeq and is a predicted model, not a curated record. Gene Ontology annotation, biological process: endoplasmic reticulum to Golgi vesicle-mediated transport; GPI anchor metabolic process. Gene Ontology annotation, cellular component: endoplasmic reticulum. Gene Ontology annotation, molecular function: phosphatidylinositol deacylase activity. Bases 1 to 3132 code for a protein of 1043 amino acids.